Messenger RNA from Bombyx mandarina (wild silkworm), 1738 nucleotides. RefSeq names its product NECAP-like protein CG9132. NCBI's taxonomy places the organism in Eukaryota, Metazoa, Arthropoda, Insecta, Lepidoptera, Bombycidae. The record is from RefSeq and is a predicted model, not a curated record. Gene Ontology annotation, biological process: endocytosis. Gene Ontology annotation, cellular component: clathrin vesicle coat; membrane.
UUGUCAAAAAAACGCAGCUUUCAAGAAAUCUGUUUUACAGAAGAUAUUGUGGAAUUCCAUUAACAUUAUUUUUUAUAAACAAUGGAUACUUAUGAAAGUGUUAUUUUAGUGAAGAACGAAGUAUUCGUUUUUAAAAUACCACCCAGAACAUCUAACAGAGGAUACAGGGCAGCAGAUUGGAACUUGCAAGAGCCACAAUGGACAGGUCGCAUGAGGUUGGUGUCAAAAGGGAACGAGUUGGUCAUGAAGUUAGAGGAUAAAACAAGUGGCGAAUUAUUUGCGAAGUGCCCAAUAGAUAAAUAUCCAGGAGUUGCACUGGAAGCUGUAACUGAUAGCUCACGAUAUUUUGUUGUGAAAAUACAAGAUGAUAAUGGUUGUGCUGCAUAUAUCGGUCUUGGAUUUGGUGAUAGAUCUGAUUCGUUUGAUCUAAAUGUUGCACUUCAAGACCAUUUCAAAUGGUUGAAAAAAGAACAAGAGAGCGAUCAAACACCACAGGGACAAUUGGAUCUUGGAUUUAAAGAUGGUGAAACAAUUAAAAUCAACAUGAAAAUUACUAAAAAAGAUGGGAGUGAGGGCAGCAGGUCACGCCGUGGUGUGCCAGGUGCUAGUGGUGGUGGUUUGUUGCCACCACCUCCAGGCGGUUCUAAGUUACCACCUCCACCAUCACCACAACAUGCUGCUUCACCAUCAUCAAUCCCACCUGCCAGCUCUAACACAGAGUGGGGUGAAUUUAAUUCAGCAAGUGCUCCAGAACCACAAGCAACAACCCCAGCCAAUCAACAAAAUUGGGUGCAGUUCUGAAUUGCUGAUGGCAUAAUAUUAUUGUGAUUUGGUGACAUCAUAGAUGCUGUGGUGUGUUUGCACAAUACUUAAAACUAUACUUAAUUAUGUAAGACUUAUCAGUAGCUUAAAAAUCUAUAUCUAGAUAUUAGUUGCAUAAGAUCAGAUUUGCAAAUAACAGAUAUGUGUCUUUGUCUUAAGUAUUCAACAAAAUAUUUUCAGUAUAGGAUCUAUUUAUUGAAAGAAAUUUGUUACUUAAACUGAUUAUGUCCUCCGCCCUGAGUUACUUUCCUGUGUGAGGGUUGUGACCAUUUUCUCCCAUUAUCCUUCUCUGGAUGAUGUUUCGCCAUCUUCUGUUCUCGGCGGUGUGUAUGGCAUCGUAGAUUGUGGUAUCCAGAGUGGUGCGGAUUUGGUCGGACCAGCGCAUUGGAUUGCGGCCAUGAAAUCUUUUGCCUGCAAACUGGUCAUGGAUGUUCCUGUAAAAUGUUAGAGAUUUUGCGAUUUGAAAAGCUGAAAAAUGGAUGUCAUGUUUCUUCUUAACCCCAUAUCUUAUUCUUCUAAUGUCAAGUUAUUGUUUCACUUAAUAUAAUUAUAGGGUAUGGUAUGUCAUAAAUUGACAUCAAUGUUUGAGAGUUAAAAAUUGUGAAUUAUUUAGGCCAGAUCACAAUAAGUAUACAAAUGCAAUAAUAUAAUGUAACUUAAUUAUGUUGUUUGUAUAUGUUGUAUUGCAUAUAUUUAUGAUUAGAUUAUUGAUCUUGUGAUUAUUAGUCUCAUUUAUCAAUGUUGUUACUGUUAUAAAAUGCAUGUGAUAGGUUAUGUAAAUAGAAGUCUUGUGAAUUUGCGAAUAGAAAAAUAUGUAAUCUGUUUGAAUUGUUUAAUUGUUGAACUGAAGAUCUGUAACACAGGUUACUCUAGAAAUGUACAAAUGAUAAUAAAAUUAUUGAGUAAGCAUAAUAUA